AUGGCACACUUUUCGUUCCAAAGAGGAGACCAGGUCGAAGUCUGCAGCAAACUCGAAGGCUUUCUGGGUUCGUACUACGAGGCCACCGUCGUCGCAAACAUGGGCACCAACUAUGUGAUCCAGUACAACAACCUGGUCGAGGAGUUCAACGACUCUGUGCCGCUGAAAGAGACCGUCAAGGCGGCGGAGGUCCGGCCACUGCCGCCGGAAAUCAGGGAGGCUAAUGCUGUGUUUCAUGUGGGUGAUAGGAUCGAUGCUUACGAUCUUGAUGGGUGGUGGGUCGGUACGAUUUCGUCGGAGGAAAAUGGUUCUGGGCAUCAGUCUGUGUUUUUCGAGACUACUGGGCAAGAGCUUGAUUACCCAGUUUCGAAGCUGAGGGUUCAUCAAGAUUGGCGCAAUGGCAAAUGGGUGUCGUCCAAGAAGACCAAGAGGAGUGCUGUGCGAUGA
Molecule: messenger RNA, 447 nt
Organism: Rosa rugosa (rugosa rose)
Lineage: Eukaryota; Viridiplantae; Streptophyta; Magnoliopsida; Rosales; Rosaceae
Product: protein AGENET DOMAIN (AGD)-CONTAINING P1-like
Exons: 1
Coding region: 1-447 (148 amino acids)
Source: RefSeq, a predicted model, not a curated record